UAUCUGUGCUGUUAUCUCAACACUGACUGUAAGGACAGAUAAGAGGGUCCUCUCAUACCCCGGUCACAGGGGGGUCUGCAGUGAAGAAGAUUUGUGAUUUUGAGGACUUCUCGGUCAUCUGAUUUUUAAUUCUUCCUUAUGUCAUGUGGGCCGGUAAUAAGUCACAGUGUGGCUCCACCCUCAGCUCCAGUCCUGAUUUUCAACACCAGUUACCACAAGUCUAGACAUCACAGAGAGACCGGGAGAGCAGAGUCUGGAGUCCCUGCUCCGCGCUCCAGCCCUGGUGUUCCUGAUCUCCGGGUCUUUGUCCCCGGAACUUGCACUCGCUGCUGGCUGUCCACUAGGGUUUUCUGCUCGCAUCUGGAUCCCAGUACGACCAGCAUACAGCCCCAGCGUCCUCUCCUACAGAAACCCACGGGCCUCCGCAAGUUUUGGGAAGAAAGCAAAGAAAAAGAAGAAAGAAGAGAAACACCUUCCCGGCUACCUUCCACCGCAUACUCUCCUGUCGUGAUUUACACUUUCGUCGAAGCUUUGUGAAGCACUCGUGUGAUUCUGAGAUUCUUGCCUGCAUUUUUAAAAAAAAGAAGAAGAAACGAAAAGAAAAGAAAAAAAAGUUUUGUACGUGUUUUAAAACAGUUUUUUUUGUGUCGCCUUAGUGUUUUUUUUUCGAUUGAGUCUGGAACUCGACAUUUAUCGCACACAGCCAGUUAAGACGGACGGCUUUGAGCGUUUCUUUUAGGCUGUUUUCGGUGUUUUUUGUUCCUCCCUCAGUAGUUUCAUAGGUGGCCCGAGAGCCGCUGUGAAUGAAGUAUCUGUUGGGCUGAAGAAACCAGCGCGUCUCCAUGAGGAAACUCAGCGUAGGAGUCGCUCAAACUUUGUCCUAGCUUACACUCACCUGAGCCACCAAAUAGCUGCUCUGUUUUUUGUUUGUUUUUUUUACUUUUUUUGUGCUGGUAGUUUCUUGUUUUUGUAAGUGACACAAAAUGAAGACGCUGUUGGUGCUGUGUGUGGUUUGCACGCUGGUUGUGUUGUCGGUGUCGGGGACCGCGGAGCAAAAGUUGAAAAACUGCAACGACGUUCGCGCUGCUUACAGCUCCAAAGGCUUCAACGUGAACGAUGUCCCCAACAAAGGAGUCAAUGGAGCCCCGUUGAAAGUGUGUCCGCAGGGUUUCUCUUGCUGCACGGUGGAGAUGGAGGAGAAGCUGAGCCAGCAGAGCCACACGGAGAUCAAAGCUCCCGUCUCCAGGCUUAGCACCAACCUACAAUCCACCUUCAAACAGAGACACGACCACUUUGACAAGUUUUUCCGUCAGCUUUUGCAAAAUGCAGAGGUCUCGCUUCACAACAUGUUCGUGCGAACAUAUGGGAUAAUGUAUGUGCAGAACGCAGAACUGUUCAAGGACUUUUUCGCGUCCCUGACUCGAUACUAUGUGUCCGGCAGCACUGCUGUCAACCUGGACUCAAUGUUGUCAGACUUCUGGGCUAGCCUCCUGGAGAGGAUGUUCCGGCUGGUCAACGUGCAGUACGAAUUCAGCGACGCCUACAUGGAGUGCAUCAGCCGGCACACGGAACAGCUGCAGCCCUUUGGUGAUGUGCCUCGCAAACUCCGCAUCCAGCUGACAAGGGCCUUCGUGGCUGCUCGCACCUUUGUGCGUGGCCUGGCGCUCAUGCCAGAGGUGGUCAACAGAGUUUCAACGGUCGGUGCGUCUCCCAGCUGUGUGAGAGCUACCAUGAAGAUGUUGUACUGUCCCUACUGCUCAGGCCAAGUGGCCCUAAAACCCUGCCAAAAUUACUGUCUGAAUGUGCUGCGAGGAUGUUUGGCCAACCAGGCUGAUUUGGACACGGAGUGGAACAACUUCCUUGAUGCCAUGCUCAGCCUAGCUGAGAGGCUUGAGGGUCCCUUUAAUUUUGAGUCUGUCAUGGAUCCCAUCGACGUGAAGAUUUCAGAUGCCAUCAUGAACAUGCAGGAGAACAGCAUGCAAGUGACACAGAAAGUUUUCCAAGGAUGCGGCCAGCCAAAACCAAACAUGGCCUUCCGUUCCACACGUUCUGUCAAAGAAACAAGCUUCUCUGGUCGCUUCCGCCCUUACAGUCCAGACGCAAGGCCCACCACUGCUGCAGGGACCAGUUUAGAUCGAUUGACAAAUGAUGUUAAGAAGAAGCUGAAGCACGCAAAGAAGUUCUGGUCCACAUUGCCAGAGACAGUGUGUGCAGGUGAGAGGAUUGCACCUGGAGAUGAGUGCUGGAAUGGAACAGCGAAAAGCAGGUAUGAGUCAGUUGUCAUUGGCAGUGGACUGGCCAAUCAGGUGUCAAACCCUGACGUGGACGUUGACAUUACAAAGCCAGACAUUGUGAUUCGUAGCCAGAUUGCAGCUUUGAAGGAAAUGACGACCUGGCUCAAAGCUGCGCACAGCGGCAACGACAUUUCUAUUGACAACGAUGAGGACGGCAGCGGAGGAGAAGAGAGCGGUAGCACUUGCGACCCUCCAUCCUGUGACACAGAUCGGGACAUCUACUUCUCCACUCCACCAAACCCCAGCAACCCCCGGGUUAUUCCAGUGGUGAAGGACAUAAAUUCAUCACGUGCCUUACAGGGAAGCAUGGCGCUGGCGCUCUGCGGGCUAGCCCUGGCCCUGCUUACUCCCCACUUGAGAUAAAACUGGCUUGGCAGGGAGAGAAGAGAAGAGAACGACUAGGAAUGACGGAGCGAAGGGGAAAACUGUCAGAGAGACUUUAAAAAGACUGCCUUCAGGACCUUGGACUGUCCGCCAUUGGAGGGGGGAGACUCUUCUUAAUAUUACAAUAACUUCACUUUUAAUUAUUUGUUUGUAUGUUUUUAAGGACAUCAGUGUACAGCAAUAUGAUUUUCUUCCCAAAAAUCCACCUUUUUCCCACUUUUUCCACUCAGAUAAACCUUCACCCCUUAUGGCUCUUUUGGAGCUACACAGUUGUUCUGCAUGCAGCAUUACAAACAUUAUGUAAUUGUCUUAUUUUGGCAAUUUAAUCUCAUAAUUCAUUUUUUGUGCCUUCUUCAAUGGUUGCCAUCUGAUGACUAAAUGGUAAGCAAGACAUUUAGUUGAACAUGGAGUGCCUGUGGUGGGACAUAUCUUCAUAUUUCUGGGGAUGUUCUUCGCAUUAGUCAGAGAUCAACAAAUCCUGUAAUGUUAUGAAUUUAUAGCAGUCAUGUUCUGCACACUGUGUAUACCAUGUGCAUACUGUAAAUGUAUGUGUAUUUAUACAUUUACAUACAGCAGCCAGUCAGAUAAUGUGAAGCUAGCUGUUGAUCUCAACUAAGGAAGAGUUUGAGCUUUUGUCCACUUUGUUAAAAAUGUUCGCAGCCCAUCUCUCAGAAAUACAGUGAGAAGUUACAGCACAGGUAUGUCUGUUAGACCUGGAGAUGAAGAGACGGAGUCAUUGUGUAGAAGAGCAUUUUGGUGCAUUCUGCAAGCCCAAACAUGCAUAUUGUGCGUCUGCUAUGAGCAUUAUCACAGCCUCAUGUUUUUAAUUUCCUCAUUAAUUUUUGAUUUAAUUUCCUCAGCCUAAACAGUUCAAUAGUAAGGUCAUACCUCAUGCAUGCUCUCAAUGUCAAUGCAAUCUAGUGAUGUUAAGUUGAAAGUGUCUGAUAGAGUUGAGAUAUGCGGCUGGCGUCCUGGUGAAAGGUAACUGGCAUGGAAGAGGAAGGACUCCCCUGGCAUUACCCCUCAAGAAGGCAAAGCUGACAAGUCCUCAAUGCCCGUUUUGGUACUGUACGCUCAGUUCAGCACAGAGGAUCUGACUCUAUACAGUCUUAUUUGUUUGGAAAGGAAAAGGUGGUAAGAUGUAAGUUGGGGGUGUUUCACAUUAAACUAGAGAGGAAGAACAAAAGACAGUGCUUUGAUCAAAUGAAAUCAAGGAAAGAUUAUUUUAAUACAGGGUUUUAUGUUGAAGAGGUGUUGUAAUUUUUAGCUAUUUUUGGUAUGAAGAUAUAUAUUAGGUACUACAGUGGAUUUUACUGCUAGUUUUAGGUGGUGGAAGAGGACAAUGUGCACAAAUGUUGGGGGCACUUUUUGGUCAGUGUGCACACGUUUUGGGGGCUCAGUUUUUUUUGUUUUUGUUUUUUUUUGCCCACAUCCCCCAUCCCACAAUACACACUUGUACCUCUUGAAUGGCCUGUGUCAGUAUAAAUGGACUCAUCCUGAACCAUUUAAUCUACCUAUCCUCAUCCUCAUGGUCUCAUUGUGUCAACUUGACGUGGAAUGUUGAAGUAUUGUCACAAGUGCUACCAAAAUGAAUGCAAUGUACGGUGCCUGAUCUUUUUCUUUUAACCUUGGUACAUUAUUAGCGACAUCUUGAGGAAAAAAAAAAAUCAAAAAAAGAAUGUAGAUGAUGUGUAUCUCAAAUGCCCUGAGGGGUGGUUGAGUAUAUUGUUACCAGCUGACAAGCACAACACAAGAUUUUCUAGAUGUUCUAAUUUGAUAAUCGGGUCUGUAAGUUGCAUUACAUUGCAUGGCCAUUUCAUCUCUAAAAUGAUGCUGCCUCAUGUAGCUUUUGUACAGUAACUUAUGCAUGUAUUUUAAUGCCAUUGCAAACAUGCUUUUAGGACUGACAUAGAUGAUCCAAAAUACAGUAUUCAGAAUGCUUCAAUAUACAAAACUUAGGUGAAAAUAUUACAUCUCUCAAACUAAUUGGUUGAAUUGGUCAGAUUUGUUGGUUUACAUAUGCAUUUUGUAAAAGCUGAAAUAUGGAUUUACAUUGUUCACAUUUGUCUGAACCGAUUGGCUGCAGUUAAGACAAAUGAAACAUACUGAACACAACCUCUGUGGCUCUUGUUGGCCUCUGAAAUUGAAAGGUUGAUUGUAAGCUGGCAUGAAAUAUUCUUCUAAAAAAAGUUAUGUUCCCAAUUAACAGAUGUGGAACAAAUCAAUGAGAACAUCAAUGUUAAAAAUCUGACCUUGAAGGAUUUCAUGAAACAAUUCGCAUAAAAUCCUGAAGCCUUAAUUUAAAAUGAUGAAGCUGUGCUUCAGCACCUUGAUUUGGCAUUACUUCUGCUUGAUGCUGGUUCAGUUCUCCUGACUUUUUUUUUUUGUUCCACCAACAUUUCUACAAGGGCUUGUGCAUGUGUGCAUGUCAAGAGUUGUCGAGUGUGAAGAAACCCAAAGUUCAGAAGAAAUGUUUUGGGUGAUGAUGGUGAAUGUCUGUGCUUGCGGGCCAGGGCAGCAACAUUUUCCGGGCUGGCAGGAGUUGGUCCGGCAGCCGGAUGUUGUUCAUUCAAUACACAGAGAAACUUUCAGUCCCAGCGCCUUGAAAGUUGAGUUGGAUUCGUGUUGAAAGCCUUCCAUCAGCCCUUUGGCCCACAAGAACAGAAAAGACUCAUUUUCUGAGGAAAGACUGAGUGACUGACUGAAAAGAAUAAAGAGUGUAAAUAAAAGAGCAGCCGUUUUUAGAUGUCUCUAAAAGAGGCCAUAACAGUACACCAGAUUUUUACUUGUCAGAGUAUCUCCCAAAUGUUAUGGAAAAAAGCAAGAUGAGAUAGAUGUUAAAUUGUAAGAGAAAAUGUAUAUUAAACAACAUUUCUUAGUCUUGUUGAAAUAAAGACUGCCAAUAUUUAAA
Messenger RNA from Acanthopagrus latus (yellowfin seabream), 5589 nucleotides. RefSeq names its product glypican 4 (gene gpc4). Gene Ontology annotation, biological process: cell migration; regulation of protein localization to membrane; regulation of signal transduction. The transcript has 9 exons. The record is from RefSeq and is a predicted model, not a curated record. The coding region runs from base 984 to 2657 and encodes 557 amino acids. NCBI's taxonomy places the organism in Eukaryota, Metazoa, Chordata, Actinopteri, Spariformes, Sparidae. Gene Ontology annotation, cellular component: extracellular region; plasma membrane; synapse.